AUGCCGGACCACUCAACGGCUUAUAUAGGAACUGCCUUUGUGGCUGGUGUAUGCUUGGCUCUCACAUAUCAGGAGCUAUCACGUCCAAAAUGUGAAGAAACAUCGAAAGAGCAACCAUCACGGACAAAGGACCUGGAAGCCCGAGCCGGUCCGCCAGCUAUUGUUGAAGGAAUUGAAGGAUGUAUCGGAAACACGCCUCUCUUCCGGAUAAAGUCGCUAUCAGAUGAAACCGGAUGUGAAAUACUCGGUAAAGCAGAGUUUCUCAAUGGAGCUGGCCAGAGUUCAAAAGACCGAGUAGCAUUGAGCAUGAUCCAGAUUGCCGAAGAACAAGGUAUCCUAACGCCCCAUGCAGGCGAUACCAUCUACGAAGGAACAUCUGGAUCAACUGGUAUAUCACUAGCAACACUUGCCCGCGCAAAGGGCUACCUGGCCCAUAUUUGCCUCCCUUCAGACCAGGCAAUAGAAAAGUCCAAUCUGCUUCUCAAGCUCGGAGCCAUUGUGGACCGGGUACCACCGGCACCAAUCGUUGAGAAAGACAACUUUGUCAAUCGCGCUCGGGCACUGGCAAAGACGCACACAGCCUCUUCCGGACUUGAGCCCACGUCAGAAGACGAUCUUCCCACCGAUGAGAGCAUGACUCGUGGCCGCGGCUUUUUCGCCGAUCAGUUCGAGAACGAAGCUAACUGGCGCGCGCAUUAUGAUGGUACUGGUCCGGAACUGUAUGCUCAAUGCGAUGGUCGGAUCGAUGCUUUCGUGGCCGGGGCGGGGACUGGCGGGACGAUUUCCGGCGUGGCACGGUUCCUGAAGCCUUUGUUGCCUAAGCUUGAAGUUGUCUUGGCUGAUCCCCAAGGAAGUGGAUUGUUCAAUCGUGUGGUUUAUGGCGUUAUGUUCGACGUGAAAGAGAGAGAGGGCACGAGGCGUCGUCGUCAAGUUGACACAAUUGUUGAAGGAAUCGGAAUCAACCGUGUUACCGCUAAUUUCGAGGCUGGCAAGGAGCUGGUUGAUGACGCAGUACGCGUGACUGAUUCCCAGGCUUUGGCUAUGGCUCGCUGGCUUGUUGAGAAGGACGGCAUCUUUAUUGGUAGUAGCAGUGCGGUGAAUUGCAUUGCUGCUGUCAAGACAGCAAGGCGGCUGGGCCCUGGACAUAGAAUCGUCACAGUACUUUCCGACUCUGGGUCACGGCAUCUGUCUCGAUUCUGGGCCAAGGCUGGAGACGUCGGUGGGGCCACAGACACAAAACUCGAGGAUGUAAUGAAUGCUAGGGAUGAAGACUUCGAAUAG
Penicillium brevicompactum is the source of this 1281-nucleotide messenger RNA. RefSeq names its product putative cysteine synthase. NCBI's taxonomy places the organism in Eukaryota, Fungi, Ascomycota, Eurotiomycetes, Eurotiales, Aspergillaceae. Gene Ontology annotation, cellular component: cytoplasm. The transcript is spliced from 5 exons. Gene Ontology annotation, molecular function: cysteine synthase activity. Bases 1 to 1281 code for a protein of 426 amino acids. The record is from RefSeq and is a predicted model, not a curated record.